Triticum aestivum (bread wheat) is the source of this 636-nucleotide messenger RNA. RefSeq lists its product as uncharacterized. Lineage: Eukaryota; Viridiplantae; Streptophyta; Magnoliopsida; Poales; Poaceae. Gene Ontology annotation, molecular function: deSUMOylase activity. Bases 96 to 587 code for a protein of 163 amino acids. The record is from RefSeq and is a predicted model, not a curated record. Gene Ontology annotation, cellular component: nucleus. Gene Ontology annotation, biological process: protein desumoylation; proteolysis. The transcript has 4 exons.
GUAUUUGAUAUGAAAAGGAAACAGAUCCUUGCCAUACAGAAAUAUUAACGGCAUGACUGGAUCAAGGCAUGAUCUGAUACCCAGAUGUCCUCUGCAUGGCAUACUAUAUAUAUGUUAACAUUAAAACACUAUGCCAUCCCUCCUCUCCCUCCUUACUGUCCCUUCGCCUAGACCAGGAGGAUGAUUUCCGAGGACUACGUUGUGUAGGCAAGAACCAUCAAGAAUUGGAGUUCCUCUCGGUGAUAAAUGCUUACAUAUAUUGUAUGCUUGCUCACGACCAUCUACAAGACAGAGCGGGUGAAAAGGUACACAUUAUUAGCACGUUUGUAUCUGGUCAGAUAAAAGAAGAAGGUGAAAGAGACAUCGACCCAUCAAAAUAUCGUCGCAUCGUGCGUCAUGUUAAUACUUAUCUACAGCAAGAUAUGUUAUUCAUUCCGAUUAACAUGCCGGGCUACCAUUGGUAUCUAGCAGUCGCUAAUGCCAAAAAACGAGAGAUCCAAGUAUUAGACUCACUUGGUGAGAAUGUCAAACGCAAUGACCUUGCUACUACGUUACGGGGGCUCGAGAAAUGGCUGAAACUUGCAUAGCAGAGUCGGGAGUUUAUCAGAGGUGAUAAGUGGCCCGAUCUCAAUGUUA